ACUCCCUCUGUUUCAAUUUAUGUGAACCUAUUUCCUUUUUAGUCCGUGCCAAAAUGAAUGACCUCUUUCCUAAUUUGGAAACAAAUUCACUUUAUGAAAUGAUUUACAACCACACAAAUAUUCAAGACUUAUUUUGAACCACAAGUUUCAAAAGUCUUCACUCUUUCUUAAAUGUCAUGCCCAGUCAAAUGGGUUCACAUAAAUUGAAACGGAGGGAGCAAUAUUUAAACACUUAGAUGAUCUUAGUAGCCUUUUUUGUUACAGCUAAAGUACCGGGAUAUGAAGAACAAGACGAGUGGUAUUAUUUCGGGCGUAACAACAGGAAAUAUGCGACAGGAACAAAAAUAGAUAGAACCACACAAGCUGGAUACUGGAAGGUAUCAGGAUCAGAUAAGGCAGUGUUUUCAAAGAAUGGGGAGAUAAUUGGUACAAAGAGGAGCCUUGUUUUCUAUAAAGGACGAGCUCCUAAAGGAACCAGAACUAAUUGGACUACUUAUGAAUAUCGUCUCCUAACCUCCCAACAUGGACCUCCUGAUCAGACUCAGGAAUAUCAAGAAUGGGUUGUAUGCAAGGGAUUCAUCAAGCAAAGUCCAAACAAUAAGUCAUGUUUAGAAUCGAUGAAUAAUGAUUUGUGUAUUAAAGCAAUUACGAGCAACCCAAGUUCAACAAUGCAUCAUAAUGAUCCUUCCAAUCCAAUAUUUAACCAAACAUCAAAUUUCAAUCAAUUCACCUUUAAUCCCUCUCAUCAUCAAGAUGGUCUCAUCUCUAGCCAAAUUGGCGAUGAACUCCCACAACCUCGUGAUAUUCCCAAUACCAUUUCAACAAUGUUGGGUACAAAAGAAGAUCAAAAAAAAUAUGUGCAAAACUCUAUAGCCAACAAGAUGAGUGCUAACAAUGAAGAAGAGAAGAGUAGCCAAUUCAUGCUUGAGCCUGCAACAUCUUCUUAUUCGUUCCCUAAUUUUCCAUUAGCCAUCACUAGUACUUCUGACGAUGAUAUGAUGAGCCAAUUGCUUGAAGACUACCCAACUAUGUACAUCUAGCGGCCUCCAAGGAGAAGAAAAAACUGUUUUGCAAAAACUAUCUCAUAGUAUAUAAUUAAAAGUUGAGAUGCUUCUAUAUACAUUGAAAUAUAGCUUGAUACGUGGCAUGAAGAAAGAAGGACGUGUGGCAAAACGGAGAUGAAUUGGAGUUUGGUUUAAUUUAUCCGGAAAGAAGAAUUUCAUAUGUGCACCAGACCAAGAGUUAUGGAGCAAUUGACAUGGGACAUUUAGCAUUAUUUGUUGGUUAUCAUUGCUCAUUAUUAGGCUAGAUAUAUAGCGUAAAGCUGACAUUUAUCAACUAUUAAAGGAGCUUCGAGCUUAGUGUAAUGAUGAUUUGAAAAAACAUAUAUCCUACAUACAGUUGAAUGUUUUAAUUCUAGUUAUACACAAAAACGUUCUUUUACCAUUCUUUUUGGUCCGAGUAAUUAACACAAGUUCUACAAGGCCAAGUGUUCCACCGAAGGAAAAUUCUACAAAAGAUCUCCUCCAAAACUCAUUCGGCCCAGGCUUACCUUAUUAUAUUCUUGCUUUAUAUUUAGUUGAUUUCACUGUCAAUUGUUAUUUACUUAUUUUUAUCCAUAACAAAUCAAUUCACAUAUCCAAAUAGCAUUUCUUUUCUUUUCAAUUUUCAAUUUUUUUUUUAAUUAAAUCAUCAAUGAUCAUGAGGGCCAGGAAGGAAAGAGAAAGUUGUGAGAUACCAAGGUGUGAUUCUAAUUUUUUAUUGUGAAAUUAAAGAUUGACCAAUAUGAAGCAACCCUUAAUCCCAUAUGUUAGACCUAUUUUUUCAUAAAUCCUUGAACGGAGAUAAUCUUUCAAUAGCAUUCGAAUAAUGUCGUGUUUGAAUAAGCCAAUUAGAAUACGGCAAAGAACUUUAUUCAUUUCUAGUUCCUUUUUUAAAUCAUUUUGAUGCAUUAGGAUGACCAAAAAUUGUAGUAAAACUUUUCUGCUCAUACUGAGCUUAUGAGCUCUCCCAUCUUUAAUCCUACAACUAUAUAUUCGACCAUAUUAAAUAUGGAAUUCAGAAGAGAAAAUAAAACAGUACUCCUUCCGAUUCAUUAAUAAGUAUUCGUUUAGCCUUUUUAUUUUGUUUCAAAAUAAGUGCCCACUUAGCCUUUUUCAUUUUAGUUCAAAAUAAGUGUCCACUUACAUAAUCAAGAAGGAAAUAAUUUUAUUUUUUGCCCUUAUUAAAUGCUAAGUGGUCUGAUCCAAUGUGUCAAGUUAAUUAUAAUGUACAAAUUUUAAUUAAAGAUAGUUUAGUUAAAAUAGUUAUUUUUUUUCUGAAGGCAGUGUUUUCUAAAGAGAUAUACUAAAGACUAAGUAAAUAUUUAUAUUUUGAAUAGGAGGGAGUACCAUAUUACGUAUGAAAGCAAACGUGUAUACUUUUACGUCAUGCUAACUAGACAAAAGAGACAAAUAUCAAAGCAAUGACUGAAGUGGGGAGAAGAAGUUAUUUAUUCGAUCACUAGGUGCAACACUAAAUAAACGCUAUCUAUUAUUGCAAACAAUUAAUUAUUAACUAAUCUGAAUCAAGCUUGAUUUGUGAGUUCAAUAAAGUCCACUCCUUCCCAACUUAUUUUCAAUUGGUUCCCUAUAGUUUUCACGCAUAUCUUUCCUUUUUAUCGUCUCAUUGACCAUAGUUAAAUGGAAUCAUUAAUAAAUUUUGAAAACUAUUCAAAAAGGUUUUAUGUUAUCUACUUUCAUACUUUUCAGUCCAUUUUUUUUUCUCUAAUCUAUUUUUCUGUAACUUAAACUUAAACAUGACUUUUAUAUGAAUAUCAUAUAUAUUACCCAUGACUUAAGGAAUAGUGGUGAGAAUACAAGCUAAAAGCCAAAAUAAGUUUAGUCUCCGAGAAGACAAUAAUUCAUGAAAAAUAACAAGCAAACAAAUGGGUAUUAAUAAUAUGGAUAUCCAUAUUAUCCAUUUGGUUCCAUUUUUUUUUAGUGAAUAAUAUCCAUAUUUGAUCCAUUUUUAAAAGUCAGAUAUUCAACCCAUAUCUAAUAGGUCGGAUUGGAUAGUUACUUAUUUUUAACCAUUUUGCUAGCCUAAUUCCAACUAAUUAAAAUAUCAAAUUUAUAGGUUGCUUUAGCCGAUCCAAUCAUAUAAGGUAGAGCUAUCCACUGGGAAUUUGAACUAACUUAAUGGAAUGACUAAAACAUAAUUUCCACGCAAGGACGAAAGCUAUUGCGUAUAUAGUACUUGCUUGUGAAAUAUUCAUCCUUACUAAUCCCCACAGAGGAAAGGACCAUCCUCCACCUUUGUAUCUCUUUUGCUGAUAGAAUGAACUGGUAGGUGGCUUAAUUUUUUUAUUUUUUUUAAAAAAGAAUACGAUCAAACAAUAUUUGUAUACAUCAUAAGUAAAUAAUAUGUAAUUUCAAAUAACAUUAUCUAAUAUUUUUAUGAUUGACAGAGAAUAACGUGCGAGCCACAUUCAUAGAGACUAGUAAAUAAAGUAAAACACACAUAAACAAACGUCUUCCCUUAAAUUCUAAACCAACUGAAUUUCUUCAUAAAAGUUGUAACAACAGACUAACACAUGAAGAGGUUGAUUACCUUGUCAGAGAAUGGGGGUAGGGCGAACUGCUUAGUAAUCUGUUCGACUGAUCUAGUCUGCUUUGAAAAUUCCAUUUUGUAAAACCUACAUCUUGGAAGGCAUCAGGAUUAGAUUAUGGCAACGUAACGUGGCCCUAGGGCAAGCCAAUAAAGCAGGCUUUUUCUUUCUUUCCGAGGGGGUUAAGCUUUAGAAAAUUGAAUCAAUCAACCAAGUGAUCAGUUUUUUUAGUAUCAUAUUUACUUUCUAAAUAUUACUAUCUCUCCUUCUUUUUUCUUUUUUCUUUUUUACUUUGGAAAUUCGUUAUUUCUUGAUAUGUCUACUUCAUAGGUACAUAAUUAGGUUUUUGUAAAUCUUUCAACUAGAAAUAUGCAUCAUGUAACAAAAAAUUAAAAGAGAGAGAAUAAUUAAAAGAAAAAACUAUUAGACGAAAUCGAUUUUAGUAUAUACCUAGAAUUUGGCUAUAAUAAGUAGCACUAGAACAAGACAAACAUGGACGAGCAGUAGUACUACCCUUGACCACGUGAAGGCGGCGACAUGUUGCUAUCAGUUAAUUCAAAAUCAAGUGACAUGUAGGGGUAUCAAUGAAUCUUUGACAAAAUCAAUAGAAAGAAAAUACAAUUUGAUCUCCAAAUCGUAAUAAUAUUAAAUAAUUACAAAAAAUAUGUCUUUUAAUUAUAUUAAAAUAUUUUGCUAAAUACGGAAUAGUCAAUAUUUAAUAUAAUUUAGGUUAAAAUAUUUAAGUUCAACAUGAAAAAGUUAAACAAUGUGGAUUUCAUAAAAGAAUUCUAAAUUAAGAAAAAGGAAAAAAAGUUAUUUUCUAACAUGCAUCUAACGGAUGAUCUUUUCACAAAUGAUUCUCUUAAUCUAAUAGGAAAAGGUAUAAAUAUAUUCCUCAACUUUGCGAUUUUGAGCAGAUAUACUGCUCGUUAAAAAGUGAUGCAUAUAUACCCUUACACAAAGAUAUACCCUUUUUGCUGACGAAUUUUUUUUAAUUAAAAGAAAAGCCACUAUAGGGGUGUAUUUGCACCUUUUCGCAAAUUUCAAGGGUAUAAUUUCACCUUCUCACAUAUAAUUUUUUUAACCUUCUUUAAUUCAACGGUAAAUUUGAAUUUAUUGCUUUGAUGAUCAAACUACUUUUUGCGCUCAUCUUCGUAUUAAAUCUAUCAUAGAUGCCCCGAAUUAUUUUUAAGCAGAUGCAAAAAAUAAAGGGAAACAAAAAUACCCCUUUACUUUGUUUUACUAGCUACGUUUGUCCUCCAUUACAAGCUGGGGCUAUUUAUGCCCCUACCGUUAUGAAAGUUAACAGAUGUACCCUUUAUUUGAUGGAAACUCCCAAAUUGACUCAAAUAAUCUGAUUUCAUAAAAAAAAAAUUCACUCCCCUAUUUUAACCGCCCCGAACGACCUCCCAAUAUAACCCUGUGUUAAGCAGGGGCGGAUCCACCCUUCAGGGUGGGGGUGGCGUAUGGCACCCUCUAGAUUGAUAGUUUUUUUUUUUAUAUAUACCUAUGUUGCAAUUUGCUUAAACUAGGCUAAAUAUUUGAUCCUGCCACCCCUAGUCGCAAAUUAGACAAAGGUGUCAUGGUUGGUAGACAUAAGUUUGAAUCUAUCUUGAACAUUUUCGACUCCCGUUUUUCUUUGUGUUUUUUAGUUCCUUUGUACUGAUAAUUCCCUUUUCGGCUCUCCCAAUUUUCUAUUUAUCUUUUUAUUAUUUAUAUUGUCUUUCCUCUAUUCUAUUAUUUUAUCUGUGAUCUCUAGCGAGAACACACAAAUAGAAACUUCAAAAUUCCUUAAAUUAAGCAUUUCUUAAUCUCAAAUCUGUGAGUAUUUAAAUCGAAAAACUUGGGUCUCAAUGGAAAUUUUGGAUUGAGAUCAAAAUUCAAUUUUUUUUUAUAAUUUCUUUUGUUUAUUACUCCCUCGAUCCAUGUUACUUGUCUAUAUUUGACUUGAGACAUUCUUAAUAAGAAAUAAAUAAAAUGAGAAAUGAAUUGGAGUACUUAAUAAUAAGGGUAAAAUAGGUAUAAAGUGAUAAAUUAUGUCUUGGUUUUUCAAACUAUAUAACUUACAAGUAAAAGUGGACAUACAUUAGUAUAGUGGACAAAUAAAAUGGACGGCGGAGUGUAUUAUAAAAAAUUGUGCUAUUCUAUCAUUAUUAAAUUCAAUUUAAAUCAAUUUACUACUUAAAUUGCGAUCGAAAUUUCACUAGCAUUUCUUAGAAAAAACAUGAAAUUUAUGAUUUAUUUUUUGAGAACUUGUAGUUUAUCUAAUUCACUACAAAAAAAUGGGUAAUUUAUGGAGGUGUAAAGUUGCAAUUCGCGGAGGUUUUAGCCUCUUUUAGCAACCAGCGGAGGCUAAAAUCUCCGCGAAUUUCAACUUUCAACCUCCGCAAAUUACCCAUUUUUUGGUAAUGCUCUUUCUACAUUUACUCAUGGGGUGUAAUUACCUAUUGAAGAGUUUUUCUAUUAUUUUUCUUAUUUUGAUUGGUGUAAUUCCCUUAUUGAAAGUGUUCUUUUACUUGUGCAAGUUCAUUUUUUAAUAUAUAUAAAAGAUGCAAAUCCCUUGGUGAAAAAGUUGAUUUUAGCUUGUUGUUAAUAGGUGUGAUUCCUUGUUUAAGAGGUUAAUUAUGUUCGUUUCUUGAUUUUUGAGAUGUAAUUUUCAUAUUUGUAAAUAAAAAAAAAGGCCUAUUAAGUUGACCCGAAUAAGCUAAAAAGAUAUGGACCCGACCCAACACGUUCCUAACAAGAUGUACAUUGAAGAAAGUUAUGGCACCCGACACCUUCAAAUCCUAGAUCUGCCUCUAGUCUUAAGUGACCAAAUUGUAUUUUACUUUGUAUGCAUAAAAGUAAUUCGGGGCAUCUAUGAUAGAUUUAAUAAGAAGAUGAGCACAAAGAGAAAUUUGAUUUUCAAAAUAAUAAAUCCAAAUUAAUCGUUGAAUUAAAUAAGGCAAAAAAAUAUUCAUGUGUGAGAAGGUGCAAUGUGCAAAUAUAGCCCUGAACUUUGUGAAAACUUGCAAAUAUACAAUAACUUAAUUAAAAAAAAUCGUCAGUGAAAAGGAUAUAUUUGCACCAUUUGUGUCACGGCAGGGGUAUGUAUGCACCACUUUUUUAACGAAGGCGAGCAGAGUAUAUUUGCUCUAAAUCGCAAAGUUGAGGGGUAAAUUUGCAGCUUUUCCCUAAUCCAAUUAAAAAUAAAUAAAGAAAAAUACUCUUAAACGUAUUACCUUGAAUUCUAAACCAAUUCAAUUUCUUGAAAAAAGUUGAAAUAGACUAACACAUGAAGAGGUUAACCUUGCCAGGGAGUUGGUGCAGGGUGAAGUGCUUUCUAUGCCUUAGCCAGUCCGCUAA
This is a messenger RNA of Lycium barbarum (goji berry), 6934 nucleotides long. Its product is annotated as NAC domain-containing protein 30-like. The record is from RefSeq and is a predicted model, not a curated record. Gene Ontology annotation, biological process: regulation of DNA-templated transcription. Gene Ontology annotation, molecular function: DNA binding. Bases 237 to 1040 code for a protein of 267 amino acids. NCBI's taxonomy places the organism in Eukaryota, Viridiplantae, Streptophyta, Magnoliopsida, Solanales, Solanaceae. The transcript has 2 exons.